AUGGCUGAAAGAACUAGACCAAGAAAGAAGAAGGACCCAAACGCUCCAAAGAGAUCGUUGUCCGCUUACAUGUUUUUCGCUAACGAAAACAGAGACAUCGUCCGUGCCGAAAACCCAGGUGUGACCUUCGGUCAAUUGGGUAAGUUGUUGGGUGAAAAGUGGAAGUCGUUGACUCCUGAAGACAAGACCCCAUACGACCAAAAAGCUGAGAAGGACAAGAAGAGAUACGAGGUCCAAAAGGCUGAAUACAUCAAGAAGAACGAGGAGGCCUUAUAA
Molecule: messenger RNA, 276 nt
Organism: Babjeviella inositovora NRRL Y-12698
Lineage: Eukaryota; Fungi; Ascomycota; Pichiomycetes; Serinales
Gene: NHP6A
Product: high-mobility group nucleosome-binding protein
Exons: 2
Coding region: 1-276 (91 amino acids)
Source: RefSeq, a predicted model, not a curated record